AUGACCAAUGGGGCUCUAGAACGUUCACAUAAGAUAUUGGCAGAAUAUUUAAGACACUACGUAAGUAAAAGUUUAGACAAUUGGGAUGAGCUUUUACCUUACGCCAUGUUUGUAUACAAUUCUACGGAACAUACGUCCACGAGGUACCAACCAUACGCGUUAUUAUAUGGCAAGAAUAUUAAUAUACCAGUUAAACUGAAAGCAAAACCAGAACCUAGGUACAAUUACGAUGAUAACGUAUACGAUCUUAAACAAAAGUUCCAGGAAGCUCAUCAAAUUGCACGGAAUAGAUUAAUAAAGAAUAAAGAAGUAAAUAAACGAUAUUAUGAUAAGAAAACUAAUACGGAAGAGUUAAAAAUCAAUGAUAUGAUUUUACUUAAAGAUCAUACUCAAAGAAAUAAAUUAAGUCCACUUUGGAAGGGACCAUACGAAGUACUAGACGUACUAGAUUCAGAAAAUGUAGUUAUGUCACGAAAUCGCAAUAAAGUGACAGUACACAAAAACGAUGUGAAACUAUAUUACGAAGACAAUAAUAUGGAUAACGAAGAAGUCGAAUAA
Messenger RNA from Macrosiphum euphorbiae (potato aphid), 558 nucleotides. Lineage: Eukaryota; Metazoa; Arthropoda; Insecta; Hemiptera; Aphididae. The record is from the annotation of a GenBank genome assembly.